Molecule: messenger RNA, 1056 nt
Organism: Miscanthus lutarioriparius
Lineage: Eukaryota; Viridiplantae; Streptophyta; Magnoliopsida; Poales; Poaceae
Source: the annotation of a GenBank genome assembly
AUGGAUAGCUUCGGGGAUCUUGGCGGAGGUGGGAGCAGUUCCUCUAAGGCUGCUGCUUCCUUCUUUCAGCUUCCGCUGCCGGCAUCAACGUCGUCAGCAGAACAGGUGUUUCCGCCGCCGGACGGGCAGCACCAUCAGCACCACAGCUCACGCAUCGCGUUGCAACAGUUACUGGCCGACCCGUCGGCAGCGCAGCAGCAUAGCCAUCAGAAGGACGCGGCAGCAAUAGUACAGGGAGAGAUGUCGCCGGCGGCGGAUGGGGAUGCCGACACCAUCACCAUCAAGGCCAAGAUCAUGUCGCACCCCCAGUACUCGGCUCUCCUCGCCGCCUACUUGGACUGCCAAAAGGUCGGCGCGCCGCCGGAUGUGUCGGAUAGGCUCUCGGCCAUGGCGGCGAAGCUGGACGCACAGCCGGGGCCAAGCCGGUGGCGCGAGCCGACGACACGGCCUGACCCGGAGCUCGACCAGUUCAUGGAGGCCUACUGCAACAUGCUGGUGAAGUUCCAGGAGGAGAUGGCGCGGCCGAUCCAGGAGGCAACGGAGUUCUUCAAGAGCGUGGAGAGGCAGCUGCAGCUCGGCUCGAUCUCCGACAGUAACUGUGAGGUGUCCGGGUCGUCCGAGGAUGAGCAGGACGCGAGCUGUCCUGAAGAGAUCGAUCCCUGUGCCGAGGACAUGGAGCUCAAGCACCAGCUCCUGAGGAAGUACGGCGGCUACCUGGGCGGCCUUCGCCAGGAGUUCUCCAAGAGGAAGAAGAAAGGGAAGCUCCCCAAGGAAGCGAGGCAGAAGCUGUUGCACUGGUGGGAGCUGCACUACAAAUGGCCCUAUCCUUCUGAGACGGAGAAGAUGGCGCUGGCAGAGACGACAGGGCUGGACCAGAAGCAGAUCAACAACUGGUUCAUCAACCAGCGGAAGCGGCACUGGAAGCCGGCGUCGGAGGACAUGCCGUUCGCGAUGAUGGAGGGCGGGUUCCACGUCCCGCAGGGCAGCGCGGCGGUGUACAUGGACAGGCCGCCGCCGUUCAUGGCGGAUGGCAUGUACCGGCUGGGGUCGUCGUGA